GGAGAGUGAGCAUGCGCAGCGGCCCCGGGGAUGGAGGGGGAGGUGGGGACCCAUGCGCGCGCGCACUAGCGGCCCUCCGGCGGCCGCGGGUGGAGGGGGCGGUUCCUCGAGUGUCGGCGGCCGGAGGGUGGGCAGGCUCGCCGCAGGUGCCGCUGCGGCCGGUGCCGCAGCCUCCUCCGGGUCCCGGGUUUCCUCGUCCUCCGGCGGUGAUGAGCUGGGCCCCGUCGGGGGCUGCACCUGCCGUCUGCCCAUCACCCCGGGCCUCCCUGCGUGACCUCGGCCUCCUCGCGUGCCCGGCCCCCGCGGUGCGGGGCUGCCCCUGAGAGGGAGCAGCAGCGGCCUCCUCCGCCCCGAGUCCUCACUCGGGGGCCGCGCAGGGAGAGCGCCCGGCCCCCACCCCUCCCCCGUCCGCCGUCCUCAAUGUCUCCCCGGCGGGGAGGGGGCUGCCUGGGAGACGCGCUGAGCUGCCCCCCCCGGAGGCCCGUCGGCGGCAGCAGCAGCGCCCGGCCCGGCGCCCCGCAGCCUUCCCCGGCGGCGGCGGCGGCGGCCUGGAGGAGCCGCGCACCCGCCGCCGCCCCCGGAGCCUCGCAGCCGCCGCCGCCACCCGGCGCCCGAGGAGAGGGCGGCGGGCGCCCCCCGGGGAAGAUGAAGGCGGAAGGGGGCGACCACUCCAUGAUCAACCUGUCGGUGCAGCAGGUCCUGAGCCUUUGGGCCCACGGGACGGUGCUGAGGAACCUCACGGAGAUGUGGUACUGGAUCUUUCUGUGGGCUCUCUUCUCCUCUCUGUUUGUCCAUGGUGCUGCGGGCGUGUUGAUGUUUGUGAUGCUGCAGAGACAUAGGCAGGGGAGAGUAAUCUCGCUCGUUGCAGUCAGCAUCGGAUUUCUGGCUUCUGUAACUGGAGCAAUGAUUACUACCGAAUAGCAAAGCCUGUCUUUCAGUGAAGUGGGCGACGGUCAAGUGCGACUUGAACCGAUCACACGGAAACUUCCGUGGACAGUUUAGAAGAGGAGCAGGAUGGAGGACUCUGGGGUGCUGAGAUGGAAAGCGAUCUGACGUCCCCGGUGCAGCGUGUUGCGAAGGGAAUGAACGUGUUGGUUUGUUUCUCUGCCCCUUCUCGUGCAGGCGCAGCAGUCGCGGGCAUCUACCGAGUCGCAGGGAAGAACAUGGCCCCUCUGGAGGCGCUGGUGUGGGGCGUGGGACAGACUGUAUUGACAUUAAUCAUCUCCUUCUCGAGGAUCCUCGCCACACUCUGAGCUUGCGGUGGGAAUGUCUUACUUCGCAUAAGGAAACAUGUACAGAUUCUCAGAACACGGCGUUGUGAAGGAGCGGGAAUGAAACGUACGAGGAGAACGUGGAAGGAGCAGGGCGCCCCCGAAGGCCUUGAGCUGUGUGCAGAGAUCGCCCUCUGGCGUCCAAGUGGUUGCACUACCGCACUGCGCCUUACGUGCCUCCGGCCCGGGCCGGGCGCAUCACGGGACCGGAAGCUCCAGGAAGAAGCGCCUUGCUUAGCUGCCAAUCAGGUUAACACGGUGUUGACUCGUCGUUCUUAACAGUGUUGUGUUGAGUUACAGGGACGUUUUGAGGAAUUGAUGUAUGUGCCAAACUCUUCUCUUUUUUUAACAUGGAUCAUGUGACAGUUUGCAAGCGUAGAUGUAGAUGAGUGCUGUGAACCAUACUUGACAUGAAUUCAGGUAACGUAGUGAGAUUUUUGUUCUGUGACGCUAAAUCCCGUAUGAGUGCUGAACAGCGAAUCAUUGAAUGUGAGGUGGACGGUUUGGUUUCCAGUGCUGAACGUUUCUGGGAUUUAGGGCUUUAAUAUGUUUAGGCAUUAUUGUCAUUUAAUUUAUGCGGAAAAUAAUACUUAAUGGAAAACUAGCUAAACUCUUUUAAGGACUCAAAGUAGACCCGUAGGGUGCAUCCUUUCCACUCAAGUAACACUCUUUCAGUAGUUUCCCUCCUGUGUAACUAUUCUGUUGAGACGAAUUCAAAAACUUAUGGGUCACACACAUUGACUGUAGUUUGUGUGUCAUAAAAAUAUAAUUUGAAAGUUUUCUUAUAAACUUUGUAAGAAAAGAAGUCUGAAAUGCAUGUUGCAUUCUUUGACCCUUCUAAAGAAAGUUUUUGCCAUGUAUCUCAUGGAGAAAACAUCUUUAUAGCUACUAUCUCGGUGGGAUUAUAUUACUUGUUGCAUAUAUCUUGAUUUUUGGCAAAACAAACAAUCUUUCAUUCUGGAGUAUUACCUAUAUUUAAAGAGUGGCCUAAAUUAGGCUGUGAAAACAAAGAGCCUCAUUUGUAGAUAAGUAACAAGUAAGUUAUGUAAGAAGAGUAAUUGCAUUACACUGGGCAUGUGGUAACAAUUUCACUAAGUAAAAAUUGGGGAAUAUAAGAAAUAAUUUAAAAAUUUGGCAGUUAAUCUCAGCAUAUCAGUACAGUACUGAACAUAUAUUAGAGUGAUUCCGUUGUUCGGUUCUCGAUUUGCGCUGUUAAGUUUCCUAGAAUCAGUGACAACAUUUAUUAGAAUGAAAAAUCCUUAGUAAUACAACAUUUUAAGAGGUUUUGGCAAGAUGCAGUUGUUUUUAAGAGUGCAGGGAGCAAGGGAAACAGAACCUGGUUGAAUUUGUCUCCUACUGAGAUUGUUUUAAAGACCAGGUCCCUUUAUAAAUGUGGUAAUUCAAAAAGCCACUGCAGAAAAUAUGAAGUUAAGGGCAGUCCAAAAAAUAAUCUGCAUACUCUAGCCUCAUUGUUUUAUGACCCGAUUUGGUAAAAAGUACGUUUCUAUUAGGUCCCAUUCAAAUUUAAGACCUCCAUUACCCACACCACUUUUUCUCCACCGAAAAGCAGAAUGUGUUUCAAUGACGUAAAAGUAGGGAGUUGGGGAAGGGGAUACUUUUACCAGUAUGGAAGCCAGUUUUGGGGGUUUACUAAUGCUGGGCUUGGAGAUCUGUUUUUAAAGACACCAUUAAGCAACUAUGCAUCCCUAGAGAUCUUUGAAGUAAAUCUUAAAAUUGGUUCUUUUUAUUAUGUACAAGCCUAAAAUUAUUUGUUCUUUAUGUUCCUGAUGUGUUCCCAAAUUAAAUUUAGGCAUAAACUUUCCCAGUCCAUUUGAUUUCUCCUUUUCUUUUAGACUUGAAUUGUGUUCUUCCUUUACUUUGGCUCUUCUGUUGGUAAUUUCAAGUGUUCAUAUUCUUUGAGAGGAGUUACCAAUAAUGUGUUCACAUUGUUUCAGAUCUACAAUAUGAAUAUUUAUUUUAACAUAUGGUUGUUUCAUGAUUUACGAAAGUUAUCAUGGUAAGGGAAUACGGAGCACAUGGUUUAGAAUCCAAAAUUAGCUGGAAAAUAACCUGGACACAUUAAAUCCAUCAAUGUGUGGACCAAAGAGGUUUUAACUCCUGUUUUUACUCUAGAAAGGGAGUAUAAUUGGAUGGUUAAUAAUUAGUCUUAGAGUGUCCUGCAGCUAGCUAUCCCCAUCAUGUUGCUUUACUUUAUGAAUUGAGUCUACGUGUGUACUUUUAACCAUUGGGGGCAAUUGUUGGUUUCUUUGCUGUUUUCAGUUCUUUCCAUUGAGAUUUUUGUGCAAAUGUCACUCUCUUGAUGUUUUGAAAUGCAGUUGAAUAGUGUGAGUUGAUGAAAUUGUCUUAAUAGCUACCUUUAGGCUGAGAUUUUUUUUUUUUUAAAUCAGUGGUUUUCCUACAGACGACAAAUCCUUAAUGAUAUAUAUCCACACACACAUAUAUCAUUAUAUACAUAUGUGUAAAGCUGCUAUAUAUGAAUAUAGUCUAAUUGGAAAGCUUUUGUUCAGUGAACACUUUCAUGUUCUAGUAGAGAAUUUUUUAUAUUUGUUCAGUUGAAUGAUCUUUUAAAUAAGUAAGGAUGUUUGAGAUUUUUGAAUAUGGAGAAAUUUUUCUUGGUUUAUUAGUGCUGGAGACCCUUGUCUGUGAUAUGACAAAAGCCCUUAUUGAUGUAUUUGGGUCACACUGUCUUAAAAUUUAUGUAUGAUUUAGCAGUAAACUUUCUUUGUGAUAAAUACAGGAAGGAAGGGGGGAAAUCCUUUAGAGUUUACACUCCUUUAUUUAAAAAAAAGUUUACUAAAAUACUACUGAUGUUGAAAUCAAUUCCCCAAAGAAGAGAUCUAUGCCGAUACGCCCAAACUAAUUAUUAUUUAACAUACUGGUUAGAACUGUCCGUAGAUCAGAAUCAAUCAGGGGGACCCCUUGAGGCUACAAAUAAUAUGUAAAACUUUUAAAUGAAGGAGGUGUGAGUGCUCUGCCCCACAGGAUGGCUCCACUGGUUUCCUAGAAUAAGGACAUUUCUAAAUGGUGUAGAGCUAUUCUGUGCCCGCAGCUUAAUCAUUCUUACUUUAGAUCUUACUGUGUACUAAGCAGUCCUAUAGUCUGGUACCCGAUGUACUUCCUUAGUAUUUGCAACAUACAUUUCCACAGCCCAAAAAAGCCUAAGGGUUUUGUUUGUACUUUAAGUGAGAAAUAAGGAAAUGAGCUGCCCCGUAUAUCAUGCAUCUGUGACAGAAGGAAUAGGGGUAAGUGGAAAUCAAAGAGUGUUGUUGAAAAGGCCUUUAAAGAAGGUCUAAUUAAGAGACAAAUGGCGCUGCCACAUUACUCUGCUCAUGCCGGCACUUCCAUGCCAACUAAUUCAAUCUGGUAAACAUGGGUCUGCUGUUUUCAAAGUGCUGUACUGAGUAUUUCUAUAGUAAGUACAAGGAUGACCGAGAGGAGAUCCCUGCCCUUGAGUCCACCAAGAGCUAGCAAGGUGAUUGUAAAUCCUAAAAAGGUUGGGACAUUUUACUUCCCGAUUCUGUUUGAGAGUUUAAGUCCUGUUCCCCUUGCCCCCUGCCCCCAAAUUCUGGUGUUCCCAGGUUAUCCACCAAAUGGACUUUCUGUAACAGAGCUGUCAUUACUGUGACAGAGUGGACAGAAUUCUAGACGCUAAGCCCACCACGUCAACUCGAACCCAGGGCCCGUCGCUUGUUGAAUGCAAAGCAGUACUCACUUGGCAGUAGAUGGUCAAGAAGAGAGUCAUUAGAAUUGUUUUAAUUACAUUUUUAACACCAAUUAAUAUGUUGUUUUGUAAAAUUCAUCUAUUUUCUUCCAUUUUCACGUUUUCCCCUACAUAUAUUUUAAGAAGGAAACUUAGAAUCUUGCUUCCCUUACCUCCUCUCCACCUCUUUAUUUCCAAAACGAGCAGAUUCUCCAAGACCAUUUCUGGGCUUUGGGGAGGGGGUGGAGAUGGCCGGGGCAAGCAGGAUUGAAUUUCUGUGUUUGUUUAUCGCCCGUUAAACUAGGAAAAGGGUGAGAGGGUAGCCACACUCACUCCUCUGCCUUUGCCUUAUCCUGCUCGCUUCCCUUGGACCACUUGGCCAACAUCCAUUGAACGUCUGCCGCAUGCGACUUAACUGUCCUCCUUCCAGGGAUGGGAAACAGUGUCCUCCGUGUGUGGGGUCCUCUCCUCCGCCACCCUGGGCUGCGGGCUUCAGGGGUCCUGUGGGUUCUGCAGGAAGUAGACCUGGGCUUCAGUGCCUCCCGCGUCCUUCCUCCCACCGACCAGGGGUGCUUACGCCCUACCCGCUUGUUUCUAACUGCAAGGAGAAACUGUACUUUCCGAUUUAUGUCCAGGUGAUAAUCCACGAAGUCACAAGACACAGAGGGUAUUUUCGGAAAUAUUCUCAAACUACUUCCCUCUUGCUGUUACCAUUUUUCCCUCUCAGAACGUCUUUUUUCUUUUUUUUAAAGAUUUUAUUUAUUUAUUUGAAAGCGAGAGAGGGAACACAAGCAGGGGGAGUGGGAGAGGGAGAAGCAGGCCUCCCGCCGAGCAGGGAGCCCGACACGGGGCUCGAUCCCAGGACCCUGGGACCAUGACCUGAGCCGAAGGCAGACGCUUAACGACUGAGCCACCCAGGCGCCCCUCCCUCUCAGAACGUCUUAAUCAGAAUCUCUUCAAAGAGUCCUUACUUGUUUGUAAGAUGUGAAGAACACGGAACGUCCCGAAGAAAUUCUGGUAGAUCUCAGUGGCAGCGAAGCUGGGUCGCCGUGUAAAUAAAAACCAGGGGUGAGACUCUCAGUGCUGAAAAUCGGCUAGUGAGCCCAUCAGUUGGCUCAUGAUUUCUUCUAACUCCUAGUCCUUUUUUAUAACAUCUUGAGGAGCGACUCUUCAGGUGCAAAAGGACAUUAUUUGAUUAAAGAUGGUAAGGUUUUUCAAACAUGUGGUAGUUGUAGGAGCGGGCAGUUUAAAGGCAGGAAGAGGCGCUGGAGGGCAAGGUGCGCAAGCUGGGGCAAACGCAGCUGCCCCCUGGUGGUAGGUCUGUACACUACACGGCGCGAAGGUGCUGCAUGUUUCCCACAUGCUGGGGAGCAUUGCAAUCCGUGUGUGUGUGUGUGUGUGUGUGUGUUUUGCAUGUUUCCGACAUGCUGGGGAGCAUUGCAAUCCGUGUGUGUGUGUGUGUGUGUGUGUUUUGCAUGUUUCCGACAUGCUGGGGAGCAUUUGCAUUCUGUGUGUGUGUGUGUGUGUUUUGCAUGUUUCCGACAUGCUGGGGAGCAUUGCAAUCCGUGUGUGUGUGUGUGUGUGUUUUGCAUGUUUCCGACAUGCUGGGGAGCAUUUGCAAUCCGUGUGUGUGUGUGUGUGUGUGUGGUGAUGGGUUUGCUCUUCUCAUGGAAGGAUCUCUGUUCAGUGUAGACAGUACAGUGUUUUUAAGGAGGUUGCUAAAGUAGUUAUCUAAAAACGUAUCUGUGAAUUUGGGGAAAUAGUGCUUAAUAUGUGAAGUAUUUUCAGUAAAUAUGGAGACGUACCAGUUAAUAACUUUAUUAAAUUGAUGGAAGCGCCCACAUUUCUGAAUGAACUGAGCUCUGAACUGUAACUAUCUCCUCCUCCGAGUUUAGAGGACUCGGCUUUACAUUCAUUGCACAUAUGUUGAACUUACAUAAUGACCCUUGGUCGAUUUCGAGAACUAAUUUUGCAGUUUCUUAAAAAUCUCCCUCUUCCUUCCAUACCGAUGUCAUAUGUUAUAGUUUAAACAUAUGUACAAUUUGUUGAUAGACUCAGAAAUGCUGGUUCAGAAGAAGAUGUUCUUAACACCUUAUGGUUAUGCAGUUAUAAUCUUACUGAAAAUUAAAUGCUAUAGGCAAGCCAAGAGAGCAUGAACCUCUUACAUAUUUUUUGGAUUAUAUACUGCACCCAUAUCGAUCUCCCCUCAAUGGUAAUGUGACUGCCCCCUCUUCGGGAAUGUAUUUAGGUAUGUAACUGAAACUGGGAAGCAUAACAAAUAUAUAGAAGAAGGAACUAUAUCAUUCAUAAUUACCAUAACUGUAGCACUUUCUCUUCUAAAUACAUACUGAUAAUUUCCGAAGUUCAUCUCUUGUUUUAGAGCCCUGUGCAAAUGAAUGUUAACUUGACAGUGCAACUGACGAUGAGAAAAUUCUCUUCUUUUUAAACUAAAAUGUUUGCACAUCAUCACUAAGUAUCUUGGGGGAAGGAACGUUUUAAAGUUUUCUCCACAGAGAGCGAAAUAGAGGCACUUGUUUGAAAAGUAAUUUAAAAAUGAUUUACUUUCAGUACUGGAUGAGUUGAUGGUCUCAUUGUUGACACUUUCUUGGUAUUUGUGGUAUCAGAUGCAUUUAUGAUGGAGAAAUUUUUACAGUUUCGACCCUCUACUCAAUACACACAACAACACACACACACGAGUUGUACACAUUUAGAUGAACAAAUAAAGUUCCGCAGUAUUUUUCAUUAUAGUCCUAUAACUUGCUAAGAUUCAUAGGAUUCUACCAUGAAGUAUUAACCCCUGACUCUAAUCAUUUGAAGAUGAGGGGAUCAACUUGAAGUUAACCAACAAAAAUGGCUUGAUUUAAAUAGCAAAAAUAGUUUACCCGAUAGGUAUUAAAAAUUCACUUUCAAAUUGUGUUAACUCUCAGACCACUGAUGAAUCAUUUAGUAAAACACAAGUAGUUUUUAAAAGCUAAAAGCUAAAUGAUGCCUUAGUGCCUUUGACAGGAUUCAGGAUUGGCAUACUUGUCACUGGGGAUUUAGAGUUUAGGGACCGUAUAAUUGAAUUAACUCCUUAUGGUGAAUAAAAAUCAGCCAUUUUGCCAUUGACUGACAGAUGACAACUACUUUCCUUACAUUUUCAUGAUGUGGUAUAUGUCUAUAAUUUUUUCUUUUUACAAGUACGUUUGAAAUGGAGAAAAAUGUAGUCAAGACAAUUAAGUGUGGGAUUUUAAAAUUUAGUUUUGUCGUAAACUAGAAAUUCUAGUGUGAACAGUGUUAGUUUUAUAUCGUAGUUUAAGGGCAGAAACUUUAUGUAACCUUUAGGAAUAUGUUUACCAUCAGGGAUUUCUUUUUACUAUAGAAAUACUUAAUGUACUGUGAAGUUUAAAGACAGGAAGAAUAAAUGUUGGAUGGGGUCACGCACAAAGGCAAAGGCGUAUGUGAUGAAGUACCCUACAUUAUGUGAACACAGUUCCCCUCCCUUUCUGUUAAGACUAUAAACUACACUGUAUGAGUAUGUGUACUGCAUGUUUACAUAAUACAGUUUAAUUUUGAAGGGUUAUUUUAAAAACUAUGUUUAUGUAUCAUACCUAACGAGCUGUAAAUAUUGUAUACUAUUGAUUUUUAAUUUUAUAUAAGCGAUUUUUUAAUUUCCCAAUUCAUGUACAAAUCUCAUUGUGUAUAUAGCAGAAUUUCCUGGAGAACACAAAUUUUGCAGUGAACUUUAAUUAUUUUAAUUGUGGUAAGCAUCAGGUUAGCCUUAGGGAUGUUGGUCUUUAUUUUAAUUUAUUUUUCACCACUCAUUUUCUUCAAAGGGCAGCAAUAAACAUACGCAAGUUAUUUUUGACUAUAGAAAGUCGGUCUGCAAACUCAAGAUCUAGGUUCCAAUUCAUUGCUUUAAAGAAAAGAUGCACAGUUAAUAUCAUCCACUGUCUAAUCACAGGACCGUUUCUGAGGUCCGUGUGUCUCUCCUCUUUGUAAUAUACAGGGUGAACUCUUUACUGACUCACACAGGACAACUGUUAAAAGUGAAUCCAGCACUUAAACAUCAUUACACAGAAUUUAUUGGAUUAAAAAUUUGUAAAAUACAGUAUUUUAAUAAAAUUUCUGUAUCAAUUUCAUGCACUUAUAUAUAAAUAAACCUGUCUUUAAAAGCUU
Molecule: messenger RNA, 9150 nt
Organism: Mirounga angustirostris (Northern elephant seal)
Lineage: Eukaryota; Metazoa; Chordata; Mammalia; Carnivora; Phocidae
Gene: TMEM170B
Product: transmembrane protein 170B
Exons: 3
Coding region: 421-921 (166 amino acids)
Biological process (GO): negative regulation of canonical Wnt signaling pathway
Cellular component (GO): plasma membrane
Source: RefSeq, a predicted model, not a curated record